AUUGGAACCCUAACCAGCGCCUCCUUCCUUCCCUCCCUCCCUCCCUCCACCACCGAUCCUCCAUUCACGACGCUAUAUUGAGGCAGCUGCUAAUAGCUGCGCUGCACCGAACAUUAACUCUGUCCUAUGCUUUUUGCUUCUACCAACUUAGGAGAAGAUUAAUUAGGUCGCUCUUCAAAUUCAGAUUUCAAUGGGCGCCCCUGACAUGGAUGAACUCAGUUUCACUGAUUCUCAGCUCCACUUUUAUGUUAAGGAUGCGCUCAAAGCUGCUAUUCAGGGUGACUGCGACUUUUACAAUCAGCUUGUGGCAGUGAUACAUCGUAAAGAGCGUCUUUCUGCUGCAGACGUCGCCCUUCUUGUGACGUGUUUGAAAGCUGUGACUGGAGCAGUAUCUUGUAUACAUAUCAGUCAUCAUAAAUCCCUACUUGCUGCAAUAUUAAGAAUGAGUCUGUGGGAUUAUGGAACUAAUGUGAUGGAUGCAUUGCUUGAGUUGCUCGUUGCUUUGGCUUCAUCAAAUGGGGAACAUGUUAAUUUGUGCUUGGAGAUGCUUGUGAGCAAUUUCGUGCCUCCAUCUGCAUACUUUGAGAAACACCGAGGUCCAUCUAAAAAGAGUGAAGUUCUUGAUCGUGUUCAUUCAACUUUAAUCGACAUUGCAAAUUUAGUUCCUCUUUCACCGUUGAUACUCGAGAAGAUAGUAAGAGAUAAAAUGCCCCAUGUAUACGUAAAAGAACAGCCCAUUGUGAUGUAUGUGGAGAAUAUGCUGAGAUUGGAGAGCGGUGCUAUGGGUGAACUUGUUGGAAGCAUGGCCCUGAUUGUGUUAAUGGAUAAACUAGUAGAAUUGGAUGUGGAAAUUGCAUGGAAGGAUAUUUUGGAGGACGACUUCCAAAAGGAUGUCUUUGAUUUUGAACUAGAAGACCUUGCGGAACCUGCAGAUAAUUUCAAUCAAGAAAACAAAGAGUUUACUAGAGAAGCGUCAAUGCAAAGGUUUUGUUCUGGGAACCAUCCUGAAAAGUUAGAUAGUUUGAUGGUGCUUACUUUUGAACACCUUAAAUGCUGUUUUGAGACCGGUCGUCUGGUUCAGGUUUUUGAGAUCCUCCUCCAAUCAUUUCGGAUAACAGUUUUGACUGCGUACAAAUCAAAAUUCGCUCAGUUUGUCAUGUUCUAUGCUUGCUCACUGGAUCCUGAAAACUGUGGAAAGUUAUUUGCCGAUGCACUUGUAGAUAUCUUUGUGAAUGGUGUCCAUCCUGAAUGGAGAAUGAGUGCUGUGGCAUACCUUGCAAGUUAUCUGGCUCGUGCCAAAUUUCUUCCUGUCCCUUUGAUCGCUAUAAUGCUGGAACGUGUAGUGGACUGGUGUUCCAAAUAUUGCAAAAACUGGGGCAGUGACAUUAAUCCAAAAGCUCAGAAAGUAUUCUAUGCUGGAUGCCAGGCCACGAUGUAUGUGCUUUGUUUCCGCAUGAAACAAAUGCUUGCUAUUCCUCGGCUGAAGUCCCAACUGCAGCUCAUGCAGAUUGAUGCCAUCCUCGGGCAUCCUUUGAAACCACUUCAGGUAUGCCUGCCAUCAAUUGUAGAUGAAUUUCUACGGCAGGCGAAAGAAAAUCGCGUAUGUUUUCUUCCUGAAAGGCUUGCUGACCAAGAUUUCCUAGAAUCAAAACAUUCUACUGUAUUUGGUGGGACAGAAAAACUGGGAAUGUUUUUCCCGUUUGAUCCCAUCCUAUUGCCAAAUUGUGACAGAUACAUCCGACCAAAUUAUGUCUACUGGUCAAUGGUGAGAAGUAGUUAUGACGAGGAAGGCACUAGUGAUGAAGAUGUUGCUGAUGCCUAUGAUUGUGAAGAUGGGAUGAGUAUUCCAGAUGAUAGAAGUGGGAAGGGUUGUGAUGAGGAAGAUUGUGAUGCUGAUGAGUUUAGUCCUAGUUUUGAAAAGAUGUCAAUUACCCCUAGGGAUUCAAGUCACAGAUUUGGGGGCCGAAUGCCCUCGAGAAUCAGACCUUCAAUGAGUCCCGAGUCGUUGUGAUUUAGCUCUACUCUCAGCUAUAUUAAUGGUGCUUGGUAUAUUCAUCCACUAUUGGUGAAUGUAAUGUCUUCAAACAAUUAUUGGUAGUCCAUCUCUCUCUCAUGUCUGUUUUUAGGAACUGGAUGGACGUGAGCGAAUUAUGUUUAAUGUGUAUGAAUUUUUCACAUUUUAGUAUAUUCAAAUAUUAGCAUAAUUGUAAUCAA
Molecule: messenger RNA, 2214 nt
Organism: Salvia splendens (bonfire salvia)
Lineage: Eukaryota; Viridiplantae; Streptophyta; Magnoliopsida; Lamiales; Lamiaceae
Product: RNA polymerase I-specific transcription initiation factor RRN3
Exons: 15
Coding region: 191-2011 (606 amino acids)
Biological process (GO): transcription initiation at RNA polymerase I promoter
Cellular component (GO): nucleus
Molecular function (GO): RNA polymerase I core binding; RNA polymerase I general transcription initiation factor activity
Source: RefSeq, a predicted model, not a curated record